This is a messenger RNA of Mauremys reevesii (Reeves's turtle), 1614 nucleotides long. RefSeq names its product small integral membrane protein 15 (gene SMIM15). The coding region runs from base 228 to 464 and encodes 78 amino acids. The record is from RefSeq and is a predicted model, not a curated record. Lineage: Eukaryota; Metazoa; Chordata; Testudines; Geoemydidae. The transcript has 2 exons.
GGCCGAACCCCAGCCGCGUUCCCUGCAUCGCCUCGCUGCCAAUCCCGCGUCCAGCGUGGACCGCAGAUACGCGAGGCCGGGACUUCUACCUCGGGGGGAUCCCGCCGGCUCCGGGGCUGCGACAGGAGUGUAAAAGGAAACGCACUUGGCUGCUUAAACAACCCACCUGGUACCAGUCCGUUAUUUACUGGUCUGAAUGGGAAAGGUGAGAGGGUUUCCCCAGUUGGAUGGUAGAAAAGAUGUUUGAUAUCAAAGCGUGGGCUGAAUAUGUUGUGGAAUGGGCUGCAAAGGACCCAUAUGGCUUUCUUACCACUGUGAUCUUGGCCCUUACACCAUUGUUCCUAGCAAGUGCAGUGCUAUCAUGGAAACUGGCAAAAAUGAUUGAGGCCAGGGAGCGAGAGCAAAAGAAGAAACAGAAACGCCAGGAAAAUAUCGCAAAAGCCAAACGAACAAAGAGGGAUUAAGUGAGGCAAAAUGCCUUCCUUGUGCAAAAAAGUGCUUUUGUUGAAGCAUUCUUGUACACUUGUAUCUUUGUGUGGUGGUGUCUUCCUCCAGCAAUCUUCUUGAACUGUCAUUUCAACCCCUGAAAUUAUUCAUGUUCUGCUUAAACAAUUUGUGUUGAUAUCUCUGUCUAAUCUGCAAUAGCAUUUGAUGUGUAUAUUUCAACCAGAUAUCACUUUCCAGUGAGUUUACUUUUGUAUGUUUACAUGCCAUACACUAAAAUGAAUGCAGUGGCGGGGGCUUGGUUUUUUAAAUUGGAACUGCUUUAGGAAUUGUUCAAACAUGUCAAUAUUAAAUUAGGAAGAAAAAAUUAAAUAUCUGACUUUCUAAAAAUACUGCAGUCAUUGGUUUUCUAGAAGCUUAGGCACUUUGUUUUUAUACAGUCUUUUUUCUACUGUUGAUUUGUCUUCAUUAUAGUACUUUUUUUUUUUUCUGGUUUCAACUUGGCCCUGGAAUAGCAGUCCUUGUUUCUGCAGCAGUUGUCAGCUUUGUAUUCUCAGGAGUUUGUCUUAUUAUAUGAACAGUGUUAGCAUUUCACAUUAACUCAACUAAAUUCUUCAUGAGUGCCUCUCAAAAUCAGCUUCCUGGACUAUCAGUAGUCCACUGAGCCUUUUUUGGAUAGUUCACAGAAGGAAACUUUUUACAACCAAGCAGUAGGCAAAUUACUUCAUUUUCACAAUAUCUCAAUGUGAACAACUCUUGCCUACAAUAUGCUUCACAAAAUGAAUGUAGAGAUCCAUUUUGCAAAUAACUAAAUUUCAUUCUAGGUUUAGGUGAUGACAACAGUAACUCUGGAGCAGCAGAGGAACUGCUUUGGAUAUUACCAGCUUUGAAAGGAUGGCUUAAUGAAAAGAAACAAAAGCCUCAUAUGGUUCUAAUGCUGUAAACAUUGCAAAGUAAGUUGGAGCUAAGGCUAACAGAUUUAAUUGAUUUUUCUGUCCAAAGAAUAAUAGUAAAAAUGAAAAAUGUGUAGUUUAAUAUGCUUUAGCAAAUCUUAAUUUUUAUUACUACUUUAGUUCCAGUGGGUCUGAUCCUGGAGUAGCAAUCAAGUUUUAGGCCCUGUUCCAAUAACAUGACUCUUAAUCAGAGCAAAUAGAGUUGUGGUUUGUCAUA